GCGGGGAUUCGGGAGCUGCCGGAGGCCCUGGGUCCUGGACCGGCUGAACCGGGUCCUCGGACAGACAGCGGGCCACGGGGAGCUUCGGCGGGUGAGGGAGGAGAGCCGGAGCCGGGUGCGCCAGGACUCACAGCUCCUUGCAGGGAACGGACACCGACAGGCUCCCCGAGCACAUCCUGAGCCCCAGGACGGUGGGGCUCGCCAGGGGACUGACUCCGAGCAUGUUGUGGAAGCUGCUGCUGCGGUCCCAGCCUUGCAGGCUGUGCUCUCGCAGAAGGAUGCUGUCAGCCCCCAGAUGCAGACCUUCGGUGGCACGCUUCACCUGCACCCCUGAUAAUCACUCAAAGAAAGAAAAUGAGAGGACAGUAGAAAAGCUCUAUAAAUGUUCUGUUGACAUCAGGAAAAUCCGCAGAUUGAAAGGAUGGGUACUUUUGGAGGAAGAAACCUAUGUUGAAGAAAUUGCAAAUAUUUUACAACAGCUGGGUGCCGACGAGACCGUGGUAGCCAGUAUUCUGGAACGCUGCCCAGAAGCCAUUGUCCGCAGUCCCGCUGCCGUGAGCAUCCAGAGGGACCUCUGGCAGUCGGUCUGCAGAAACAAGGAAGAGCUGGUCAAGCUAAUAGAGCAGUUUCCAGAAUCCUUCUUUGCCAUUCAAGACCACGAAAACCGGAAACAGAACGUUCAGUUCUUUCAAGAGUUGGGACUCAAAAAUGUGGUCAUUAGCAGAUUUUUGACAACUGCCUCUAGUAUUUUUCAUAAUCCUGUUGAGCAAAAUAAGCAAAUGAUAAGGAUUCUCCAAGAGAGUUAUCUAAAUCUAGGAGGCUCCGAGACCAACAUGAAAGUUUGGCUCCUAAAAUUAUUAAGCCAAGACCCAUUCAUUUUGUUAAAUUCUUCCGCAGCUAUCAAGGAAACACUCGGGUUUCUCCAGGAGCAGGGUUUCGCAGACUUUGAAAUUCUCCACCUCCUGUCCAAACUGAAAGGGUUUCUUUUUCAGCUUAGCCCAAGAAGCAUACAGAACAGUAUUUCCUUCUCUAAAAGUGCUUUUAAAUGCACAGAUCAUGACCUGAAGCAAUUAGUGUUGACGUGUCCUGCCCUUUUAUAUUAUUCUGUUCCCGUUUUGGAAGAGAGAAUUCAGGUGUUACUGAAAGAGGGCAUUUCCAUAGCUCAGAUAAGAGAGACGCCAAUGGUUCUUGAAUUAACACCGCAGAUAGUACAGUACAGGAUAAGGAAACUGAAUUCUUUAGGCUACAGAAUAAAGGAUGGACAUCUAGCAAAUCUACAUGGAACAAAAAAAGAGUUUGAGGCUAACUUUGGUAAAAUCCAGGCCAAAAAAGGAAGGCCAUUAUUUAACCCUGUGGCACCAUUAAACGUUGAUGAGUAACUUGCUGGCUGGUACUGCUUCUUUCUGGCAGUUUCUUUCUGGCAGUGCAAGUGAACCGAGGAGCAAAGACACACGAUUCACACAGUUUGUCGGCACCAGGAAUUUUAAGAAACUACUGGUUUCUGUGUCAAUUACCUGUAAGGAAAUAAUCUCCAACUCAUUUGCCUUAUGUGUGUGUAAUUAAUCCUUACCUGGAUUACCCUCAGGGGAUACGUUUAUUGCUUUUAGACAGAAAGGGAGAGAGAGAAACGUGGAUGGGUUGCCUCCCAUACCCUGACCAGGGUUCAAA
Molecule: messenger RNA, 1668 nt
Organism: Phyllostomus discolor (pale spear-nosed bat)
Lineage: Eukaryota; Metazoa; Chordata; Mammalia; Chiroptera; Phyllostomidae
Gene: MTERF2
Product: mitochondrial transcription termination factor 2
Exons: 2
Coding region: 222-1379 (385 amino acids)
Biological process (GO): termination of mitochondrial transcription; regulation of DNA-templated transcription
Cellular component (GO): mitochondrial matrix
Molecular function (GO): double-stranded DNA binding
Source: RefSeq, a predicted model, not a curated record